Cricetulus griseus (Chinese hamster) is the source of this 4560-nucleotide messenger RNA. The record is from RefSeq and is a predicted model, not a curated record. Lineage: Eukaryota; Metazoa; Chordata; Mammalia; Rodentia; Cricetidae.
UCUGCUCUGGGUGCGAGUGAAGGGACUGGAGUUCGUGCUCAUCCACCAGCGCUGGGUGUUCGUGUGCCUCUUCCUGCUGCCGCUCUCGCUCAUCUUCGACAUCUACUACUACGUGCGCGCCUGGGUGGUGUUCAAGCUGAGCAGCGCCCCGCGCCUGCACGAGCAGCGCGUGCGGGACAUCCAGAAGCAGGUACGAGAAUGGAAGGAACAGGGCAGCAAGACCUUCAUGUGCACGGGGCGUCCUGGCUGGCUCACGGUCUCACUGCGGGUUGGGAAAUACAAGAAGACGCAUAAGAACAUCAUGAUCAACUUGAUGGACAUUUUGGAGGUGGACACCAAGAAGCAGAUUGUUCGAGUGGAGCCCUUGGUGUCUAUGGGUCAGGUGACAGCUUUGCUGAACUCCAUUGGCUGGACCCUGCCUGUGUUGCCUGAGCUGGAUGACCUCACAGUGGGGGGCCUGAUCAUGGGCACAGGCAUCGAGUCGUCAUCCCACAAGUACGGUCUCUUCCAACACAUCUGCACCGCCUAUGAGCUGAUCUUGGCAGAUGGCAGCUUUGUGCGCUGCACGCCGUCUGAAAACUCAGACCUUUUCUAUGCUGUACCCUGGUCCUGUGGGACCCUGGGUUUCCUGGUGGCUGCCGAGAUCCGUAUCAUCCCUGCCAAGAAGUACGUCAAGCUGCGAUUUGAGCCAGUUCGGGGCCUGGAGGCUAUCUGUGAAAAGUUCACCCAUGAGUCCCAGCGAUUGGAGAACCACUUUGUGGAAGGGUUGCUGUACUCCCUAGAUGAGGCUGUCAUCAUGACAGGGGUCAUGACGGAUGACGUAGAACCCAGCAAGCUGAAUAGCAUUGGCAGCUACUACAAGCCAUGGUUCUUCAAGCAUGUGGAGAACUACCUGAAGACAAACCGUGAGGGCCUUGAGUACAUUCCCCUGAGGCACUACUACCACCGCCACACGCGUAGCAUCUUCUGGGAGCUCCAGGAUAUCAUCCCUUUUGGCAACAACCCCAUCUUCCGCUACCUCUUUGGCUGGAUGGUGCCCCCCAAGAUCUCACUCCUGAAGCUGACUCAGGGCGAGACUCUCCGCAAGCUGUACGAGCAGCACCAUGUGGUGCAGGACAUGCUAGUGCCCAUGAAAUGCCUGCCCCAGGCCCUGCACACUUUCCAAAAUGACAUCCACGUCUACCCCAUCUGGCUGUGCCCAUUCAUCCUGCCCAGCCAACCAGGACUGGUGCACCCCAAGGGAGAUGAGGCUGAGCUCUAUGUGGACAUCGGGGCGUAUGGAGAGCCACGUGUGAAGCACUUCGAGGCCAGGUCCUGCAUGAGGCAGCUGGAGAAGUUCGUGCGGAGUGUGCACGGGUUCCAGAUGUUAUAUGCUGAUUGCUAUAUGAACCGCGAGGAGUUCUGGGAGAUGUUUGAUGGCUCCUUGUACCACAAGCUGCGCAAGCAGCUCGGCUGCCAGGACGCCUUCCCUGAGGUGUAUGACAAGAUCUGCAAGGCAGCGAGGCACUGAGCGGGGCACCUGGGGAGCCAGAUGCAUGGGAAUGGACUUGCUCUCCCUCGCUCCAGCUUCUCUGCUUUCCCAGAUUUCAGAAAGAAACCCCUCCAGAAAUUCCCGAGGCAGCCUGAUGGCCUCCAGGGCAGCUCAGGCAAGUGGAAGCACAUGGGAUUUGGAGUCGGACAGUCCUAAGUCCCAGUCCCAGAUUAGUCACUCAUUAGCCGUGCAACUCUGACUCUGGGCUAGUCACUUGGCCCCUCUGUGCCCGUGUUCAUCUGUGGAAGGAGGUAAUACCUACCUGUGGGAUGUCAUCUCCAUAAAAGGCCGGUUGUGUGGGAGGAGCUCCCCGAGUGGAAGCCACUACCACUGCUUCCCAUUCAACCUCACACCUGACUCAUGCUUUGGAUUCAGCACUGAGUCCAGGAAGACACCUCACAUGUCACCUGUGCACAGGUUUGGCUGGCAUGAUGAAGGCGGUGCCUUGAAGUUGCACCUGCAUUGCCUGCAUCAGCCACAAGAGCCCUUCAUGGGGGCAAAGGAGGUUCCUCCUUCCCCUGGACCUCUGCGGGGACCACAUGACGGGCAGGCAGGCCCAGGAUGUGCUGUGCCAAAGCCAGGUCCAGUCCAAAGUUCUCUCUGCCAUCUUUGGGCCAUCCUGCCCCUUCUUCCUGUGUGCUUAGGCCCGAGGGCUACCCCAGCCAUCACUGAGCCCACUCAGGUCUGGAAAAGACAUCUCAAGAUGGGAAGCCUGGCCUUCCUGGGCUUUUCUUUCUUGACUCCCACCAUCUGAACCUCCGCUAGAAUCCCCUGAGUCACAACAGGGGCACAUGCUCAUGACUGUGUCACAUAGGGGUGGUUCCCACGCUGAGUGAGAAAGGGGUAUUCCGCCCUGUGCUACUGUGAGGACCCUCCCUGGGGUUGGAAGGAAAGCAUCCAGGGUCACUCAUUCCCCCCAUUUUGUUCCCCCGCCCCCCAGCUCUAGUUAAUUUCAGUGCCUUACAAAUCCUAAGCUCAGAGAAAGUUAGCUCCAUUUCCGUUCCAGAGGGAGGGGCCUCCAAGGUCCUUCUGCCUUGUUAGUGAAGCGUGGUUGGUUGUACAGCCCCACCUUCAGAACUGCCUGGCCCAGCUGAAAACCCAGAGUCCGAGGGGGAAUCAAGUCCUGGAGGAGAAGCCAGAAUUCAAGAGCUGAGCUGGUCACAGUCCCCACUAAGCUGCAGUUUUCUCAUGUCACAUUGAAAUGUAAGAGCUCCUGAAGCCUUUCUGUGUUAGACAGUAGAAAGCCUAGUGUUAGAAGUUGGGGGAACAUAAACGAUCCAGGUGACAGUUAGGGACUGUCCAUCAUCUAAAGUCCUUCCUCCCACCACCAAGCCAGCUCCCAUGUCAUUUUCAUCUGUCUGGCAGGUGCUGGAACCCUUAGAGUCAUACUUUUAAUUGAAGGAUGCUCACCGAUGCCGCUGAGGGCUUGACAUGCUGCACAGUAACACUGUGAUACAGUGAAGGCUGUUGCACUUGUAGCAUUUGGAAGGCAGAGAAACCACCUCACCCAUUUGGCCUCUGAAGGAAGUAGUCUCCACUUUGCUGCCUAUACAGCAUGAAUCCUUGACAUGGGCUAUCCUGGUGGUCCGUGUGCAUCCUUGUCCUCGCCGACUGAUGACUCUGCUUGCUGCAGAUGAAUGGUCAAUGCGAGCUAGGUUAGUUAGUGUGAUAACUGACACACCAUCAUUCCACCAGUCAAGCCUCCAUCCCAAAGCCACUGGGACUGUGGCAGUGACGCCAGAGUGUGUCACUCUAAAUAACCAAAAUCCAGCCCUCCACAGAAACUCCCCAGGACCUGGGAAGGGAAGGGAUUUUGAAUCACAUUAGCCUCAGGUUAGUGUUUGGCUCCAAUGUCUUGCCUGAAAAGUGGCCGUCUUCCACGCAUGGUGAGCUGGGUCCCCACAUUUCCACAUAGCUAGUCCUGUCAUCAGCCAGCCAUGCAGUGGCUUGUUGCUGCAGGACAGUGCAUGUGGAAAGUCAAAGCAAGCCUCUCCCCUCCAUGGCUCUGGUUUCUUGGCUGCAUGAAAGUUUUCUGGAAAAUCAAGAGUUGUAGCCACUGUCUGGCUAGAAAGCUGAAUUGGCUGUUACUGGAAGGGAGGAGAGGGGGAUGGGGAUGGGUGUGGCAGUGUGUUGUGUGUGUGUUUUAUUUUUUUUUAAUUUGGUCAUGGGGACUAAGGAGAAGGCAUGAAUCCCCCUUAUCAGGCUCUCGCAGCCUCAGGCACUGUGCCUACUCUCCAGAACACAUGUCCCUGUGGCUGUAGGGCCACCACUUCUGUAAAAAUAAAGUAUGGCCUGGAAGCUAGUCUUUGUCAUUUUUUGCUCAGAAGACCACAGUAUGGAGUCAGACCAGGACUCAGCAGCAGGUAGUGCCACUCAGCUCUGAUGUCCUGUCUGCACGCAAACACCUACAGACAUGAGCUAAGAGAACACAUGCAGGCAGGGGACGCAGCUAACAAAUGUAUCACUGUCGUUCCAAUGAAGAAGUCGUGGCAAGAGUCCUAGACAGAGGAUGCCAGGUUGGGUGGGCACUGUCCUCAGGUACCAGACAUGUCAGCAGGAGGUCUGGCUGCUGUCCUGGCUUUGUCAUUUGGUUGUGACCAACUAAUUUUGACAAGCUAAUUGCUCCUAUAUAGACUUCUCAUCUAAAAACAGGAGGAAACCACUCCCUGUCCAGCAAAGCGGAAUGCUACCCUCCCCAGCCUUCCUUGCAGCCAGCUGUAUCCUCAAGAACAGAAGUCCAUCAGGUCUGGCUAUUCCCCCACAGUAGCUGGAUGCAAAUGCCAAAAGGGCAGGGGUCAGGAAGGCCUCAGCUGGAAAGAGGAGGGUCUCUGCAUCACUGGGGAACUGCCCACCAGCUCCAGACUGUCACUGAAGCAAGUGAUGAACUUUUGUUACCAUUGAGCCCCGGUGGAUGUGUGACAAUUGUUUGCACAGUUUGGCUCACCCCAACUGCCUCCAGGGCUGUGAAGCUUAAAUGUCCAGAGUCAGGAGAGUCAAGUUUUAACUCAAUAAAGUUUUGCACCAAUGUA